This is a messenger RNA of Aegilops tauschii subsp. strangulata, 465 nucleotides long. RefSeq lists its product as uncharacterized. The record is from RefSeq and is a predicted model, not a curated record. Lineage: Eukaryota; Viridiplantae; Streptophyta; Magnoliopsida; Poales; Poaceae.
AUGACCAAGCUCGGCCUCGAGGCCAAGGACCUGGAGCCAUCCCGGACAGUGUUCCACUGCAUCGUGCCGGGCCUCUCCUACUCCCCCAUCGGCCGGAUCUGGCUUGACGUGGUGGACCUGUCCAGCGCGUACCACGCGCUGCUGGGCCGGCCUGCGCUCACCAAAUUCAUGGCGAUCCCCCACUACGCCUACCUGAAGAUGAAGCUGUCGGGUCCCAAGAUCCUCAUCACUUUCGUUGGUGACUACAGCAAGUCGCUGGAGUGCGCUCAAGCCGGUGUCAGGUUGGCCGAGUCAUUGGUCAUAGCCGAGGAGCGGCGCCAGCUCGACCGGAUCGUCGCGCUGGCCAACGAGACACCGGUCGUGCCGGUUUUGGCCAAUGAGCCGGCUAGCAGGGCCUCGUUCCAGCCGUCCAGGGAAACCAGGAAGGUCAAGCUAAACCCAGAAGACCACAGCUGCAGCGAGUAG